AAAUCUAUCAAUAAAAAAUCUAAGAACAGUAUUAUUUUACACACACAUAAAGGUACCCAUAAGAUAUCAUUUCUGAUGAAAAAACACCACUUAGAAAAAUGUGUAGAUAUAGAAAUAAUACAUUUAGAUAUGCUAGUCUUGUCAUCUGUUGCAACAGGACUUUUUAGACCUACUAUAUUCAACCAUUUUUGUAUUCACCACAUCCUUGUUUUGGUCUGUAAUACAUUUCUUCUUCUUUGGUGAGGAUUAACGCUGGUUGGCAUCCAAUAUAUGUUGCAUUGCCACCACCAACUAGACUGGAGUAUACAGUAUAUAUUCAUUAUACUCUGUGAUACAAAAUGGGAACAGGAAAAAAACUACCAUUUCAACUCACCCUACACUCAUUAAAACCCCACAAUCCUAUUCCCCUAUAUAAUCCUACACCAGGCCUACCGCCUGGGAGGACGGAACACUACCACUCAUCACCCGCUGCAACGCUUCUGCAUUAAAACCUCGCAAUCCCAAGUACUUCCCUGCAGCUGCCACCACAACCUCUACUUUCUAUAACUAACGUUCCAUUUCUGCAGUAGAGUUGAUAACCAUGGCUAUGGAUGCUAAGACUCCCACCUCACUGAAGCACAAAUUAUUCCUAUCACUCUCCAUUGGCCUACUCACCGGAAUCCUCUCAGUAUCCCUCGCCCUGUACCCAUCUUCCUCUACCAUUGCCUCAGCAUGACACCUUCUGUACUACUCUGACCCUGGCAACCUCAACCUGCCAUUCUCUCACCAGACACAUCCAACUGCCAGCAUACCUAUAACAACGUAAUGGGUUCGGGACAAAAGCUCUCACGGGAUAACUGGCACAUCCUAACUUAACUUUGUCGGGUAAAAACUCAUCAGGACAGACAGUCUUCCCUGUCACCACGCUCUCCACCAGGUCUGCUUCGCACCAAACGUUGGGCAACACAUACACCAGGAAUCUUCCAUUUCAAUUGCUCCUCAACACUUAAUGCCACCCAGUUAUAACUCCUUUCAAUGGCACCCUACUCCGGAGUUCUUGUCCCUAGGCGCUUGGUUCGGAUUGCCCACUCCCUCUGGACAAAAAGACCAUCACGAGUCUACCUCAAGUUACUUUCAUUGACUCUCCACCCAACCUGACACCACACAUGGAUCCGCCAGAAGGCAAGGAUCCAUUCUCUCCAAAGAGCUCAUUCCAACUCAUCCUCAUCAUCAUUGGGAUGAGGCUGAACCUCGACCAUCUUCACCACACCUGCCACCGCAGGUGCAUCAUGGGACCUUUGAUUCAGCAAGUCUGUUUGUUAACAUUCCUCAUCCUCUUUAAUGCCUGUUCAUCUGUUGCAGAUAAGCAGCUUGUUGUCCCUCCUGACCCUGUAGUUACCUCUGCUGGUCAUGAUGUCAUCCUUCCCUGUCACCUGUCUCCUCAAACCAGUGCUGUUAACAUGGAUAUCAGGUGGUUUAAGGAAGGAGAAUUCGCUAGCCCCCUGUACCUGUAUGAUGGUGGAAAGGUAACAGAGGGGAAAGGCUAUGAUGGAAGAGUGAGUAUGUUCACUCAGGAGUUGGAGAAAGGCAAUAUAUCACUGCUGCUGAAUAAUGUCAUGGCUUCUGAAAGGGGAAUCUACAAAUGCCAUGCCAGCUACAUGGACUGGAUUCAGGAACUGCCUGUUGUACUACAGGUUAAACAGCAGGGCAGUGUCCCCAGGAUCUCCAUGAGGAAGCACCACAGAGUGUUCAUCCAGCUCAGCUGUAGCUCAGAGAACUGGUACCCAGAGCCUGACAUGUUGUGGACAGACAGCAGUGGGAAGGAGAUCACCUCAGCAGAGACAGAGAGACCCAACCAGAAGGAGGGGGGCGUCCUGUACUCUAUAACCAGUCACAUGAGAAUAGGGAUGGACAAACUGGAGGGGAUCACCUGUGUAGUGAUGUCACAGUACCAGGGAACCAAGAUGGAGUCUAAACUGCAGAUGACUGAGGAAUUCUACAUGAGCAGUCUGCCUGACCGGGUGUAUAUCUCUGCAUUUAUGAUUCCUGUGUUUUUGGGACUGCUGUGUAUCACUGCAUCUGUGCUCUCCUUAAUCCAUCAGAGAAGAGUUGUUCGAGAAAAACUGAAGCCUUUGGACGAUAUGAAUGCAAAAUUAAAAGCUAUGGAUCAAGAGCUCAUCAAAAAGACAGAGGAACUCACUUAUAAGGAUAUGUUAAUGGGAAUUACUGAAACAAUCCCAGACUCUGUUUGGAGCUUGAUGGUUGAUCAUGCAGUGGAUGUGACUUUCGAUCCUGACACUGCACAUCUCAGACUAUCUUUAUUUGAUGAUAACAAAUCUCUCAAAUUUGGAGAAUUAAAAGAAAAAAAGGAUUGUGAGAAUUUCAAAGAAAAAUGCAAAGGAAGCAGCAGCAUGAAGUUUGAAGAAGAACACAAAGAAGACACAGAGCGUUUUGGAGGAAAACCUACAGAAAAUAGUAUGUUAAAUGUUUCAGGAAAAGACAAAGACAAGAAAACUGGAUUAUUUAACAGGAUGAUGAAAAAAGGACAAAACAACGAAGGUACUCUGCAGGUUGAGGAAGUACACAAAGAGGAGGCCACUGAGAAUUUAGAAGAAAAAUGCAAAGGCACUAAAAUUAGGUUUAAUCAAAAUACGUGUGUCUUGGGAAAGGAAGGAUAUGACAAAGGUACACAUUACUGGGAGGUUGACCUGGGGAAGAAGAGCCAGUGGAGUGUUGGGAUCGCUCAGGAAACUGAGAAGAGAGACAACAUCCAAAUGUAUCCACAUACUGGCUUCUGGAGCAUAUUUUACAAAGAUGGAGAACUGAAAACAGUUGAACCGUCUUCCACUUUCCUUCCCAUUGAACUGACACCUGAGAAGCUGGGAGUUUUCAUGGACUAUGAGGGGGGACAGAUAACAUUUUUCAACGUGGAGAAGAAAUGCCACAUACACUCCUUCUGUGGCAUGUUUACUAAGAAACUCUAUCCAUUCUUUGGUCCUUUGAUUGAUUGUAAAGAGGAACUCAAAAUCUCACCUGUGGUAAAAAGAGACAAACCCUCAACCUCCAAGAACUGUUAGUGUAAAUAAUGGAAGAUGACAAAGUCAGUGAAAACAGAAAGGUAUUUAGAACCCAAAGUAUAUUAUAGACACUUAAAUUUAAGCUGAAAAUGUAAAUCCUAAAAUGUUGUUUAGCAUGAAAAGUUAAAGCCGGUGCGCCUGGUACCUUCUACCAUACCCCGUUCAAAUACACCUCAGUCUGUUGUCUUGCCCAUUCACCAUCUGAAUGGAACACGUACACAAUCCAUGUCUUAAUUGUCUUAGGUUAAAGAAGGAUUUUUAAGCAUUGUCUCCCACUUUCAUCUAAACUGGUAUAACAGGUGACAUCAAUAAGGGAUUAUAGCUUCACCUGGAUUCACCUGGUCAGUCUGUCAUGGAAAGAGCAGGUGUUCUUAAUGUUUUGUACACUGUGUUAAUCUAUUUAAAUGUAAAGUCGCAGUUGUUUUAAUUACAAUAUGUAUGACAAUAUAGAAUCAUUGACUCACUCACUGUAAUUAUGUGUAAUAUUCUGUUUAAAAGCUUUUCACUCACAUUUUUACAAAAUCUGUAAAAAUGUAAAAAAUGUUUUGUGACAAUAAUAAAAGGCAUUUUAAUAAAA
Oncorhynchus kisutch (coho salmon) is the source of this 3633-nucleotide messenger RNA. RefSeq names its product butyrophilin subfamily 1 member A1. The record is from RefSeq and is a predicted model, not a curated record. Bases 1146 to 3056 code for a protein of 636 amino acids. Gene Ontology annotation, biological process: T cell receptor signaling pathway; regulation of cytokine production. Gene Ontology annotation, molecular function: signaling receptor binding. Gene Ontology annotation, cellular component: external side of plasma membrane. The transcript is spliced from 11 exons. NCBI's taxonomy places the organism in Eukaryota, Metazoa, Chordata, Actinopteri, Salmoniformes, Salmonidae.